Messenger RNA from Suillus clintonianus, 1755 nucleotides. RefSeq lists its product as uncharacterized. The coding region runs from base 1 to 1755 and encodes 584 amino acids. Lineage: Eukaryota; Fungi; Basidiomycota; Agaricomycetes; Boletales; Suillaceae. The transcript has 4 exons. The record is from RefSeq and is a predicted model, not a curated record.
AUGUCUGACCCGGAAGACCGUCUCUUCGACAGCGAUGACGACGAUCUCGCCACCUUCACCUUUCAAGGUGCCGCUGCUGCUCGAGAUGGCGAUCAAGACGAGCCUCGUCCUUUCGAUCUUGCCGAUGUUCCUGCCUCGGUCGAGGCAGAAGAUGCCUUGCCUCAGAGCCAGAUCUUCGAGUCUCUCUUCAUGACCCAGGAUGGCGCACGUUCCACCGGUCGUACCUGGGAGCAGACAAAGGUACAGCCCAUCAAUCUCUCCGCCCUCGCCAGGACCUUCAAAAAGGGAGACAAAGCCGCCGCAAUAAAUUUAUUGCAUCGUCGCUCCCUUCUUCGCUUCGACAACGACUUGUGCUACGACAACGAAGACCAGAUGCUCUUGUGGGACGCCUCCAAUCAUUUCCUCGACUUUUGCCUCAUCGUAGGGGGAUCCAUUGGUUUGCACGCCUUGCUUCCGAACAAGCUCGUCGACCACACCUUUUCCAUCGCCCUCAACCUCUGUCUCCCCUCCCGUCUCUUUUGCCCCAAGUUCGGCAAGUUGGGCUUCGAUCCUACCGGGUGCAUGAUGGCCAUCGGCACCGGCCCUGCAUGCCAAUUCUGGUUGGCUUUUUGCCCCCAAGAGAACCUCGAUGACCUCGACAUCGCCAACAACGUCCCCCUCCUCAGCGAAAGACAACACGGCGACACCAGACUCUCCUCCUCUCACUUCCGCAUGGCCGUCAUGUUCAUGGCUUACGCAUUGUCCAGAAUCCCCAAUCUCCCCAUCUACGUCAUGCACCAUUACGGCACCGAUGACGACCUAAGCGCCUGGAGAAUCAAGGAUGUCUCCAACAUAUACUCGCAGGCAACUUGGGACUUGCGUCUCACAGAUUUGCAGGAGCUCAACAACAUAAUCGCAUCAGACUGGGAACAGUGGGUCGCAGAUGCACCCCGCUCUUGGAAAAAGGAUGGCUGGCUUCUCAGUCGCACCCCAGUAGCCAUCACCUGCCGUUACGGCCAGAACCAGCCCAUCGCAACCGCAACAGACCAAGCACAAGUCCUCGAAGCAAAGAAUUGGCACGCCGAGAGAUCGUACUCCAACAUAAGGUACAUCUCCGUCGCUAUCGCCACAGACGUCUCAUGCUUGAGGGUCAAACGCUGGGAAGAGGUCCCAAAUGAAGACAUCAUCCUCCAGCAUGGCGUCGUCUACGACUCCCCAGACCCAGACGUCCGCGAAGAGGUAGACCUCGACCUUCUCCCUCAUCGCGAUCCACACACCACCCGCGAAAAUAACGUCUACGAGGAGAAUGGACGUCGCAUCCCUCGCCUCCAUGGUAAGAGUCGUCGCAACACCAGACCUUGCGGUCUCCUCGUCAACUUGGAGACAAUCUCCGAGUUGUUCUCCUCUUACAUUCCAGACCAUCCUGACGCUGCCACCGACGAAGACGCUUACGCAGGAGAACACACCUCCACCCCUUCCGUCUCCGUCUACCCCCAGGCUUUCCUUCGCACCAUGGGUCACAUCCAAUGCGACGCUGUCCUUCCCCACUUCGCCCCUUUCAUCUCAGACAUCCGUCGUGCCACAUCCCGUAGACCUCGUGUAGUCGACUUGGACGACGACCAACCUUUGCCAGACGAGUACGACGUCUUCGGCGAGUCUCUCGAUGGCACCCAGGGCGUUCCCCCAGUCGUCAUUCCAAGCGCAUGCCAGUUCUAUAACGAGCUGUCCCAUCGCAUCCGUCCUUCCGCCGCUCUUCACGUUAGGGUUGAUAGAUGA